CGUCCGUCGUGAGUAACUACAGUUAAUGCUGUCGAAAUAUCGUCCUUGACGGUUCUAAGGGACGAGCACCCAACCAUCAAGCGCAAGAGGCCGAAGGUUUUGGAAGAGCUGGCGUGCUGUUGUGUGAAGGUCGUUACAUUACAUUGUUGCAAGACGUACGUGUUUCUCUGUGGCUCGCAGCUCGCCUUGUUUUGCGCGCGCACACACACACACGCACAUACACAUACACACCACCUACACAGAGGUGCUACAGGAGGCCAUCUCUCCAAGUCUCCAUCUGCAUCGACCCGAUCGACCAGAGCCCUUCUCCUUCCCCUGGCCUUCCCCUUUGACGCCACCAAGGGCAACACCAAUAGACCAAUGUUCCGACACGGGACGGCCAAGGAGCUGUGCUGCCUGCUGUGGACGCUGGACCCAACGUUCACCGCAGCGGAUCUCAAGGCGGAAGGCAUCAAGACCGAAGCCGAGGCAGGCCAGCAUGUGUCUGAACGGCUGCAGGCUUGCUUUGAGAAGCUGGCCACAACGGAAGCCCUGCACUGGAUUGAAAACGACCCUCAUCUUUGCGCUGAGCUCGAGUCCAUGUACAAGCAGAUGAUCGACAACAAACAUACGCCAGACCACCGCGAGAUGGCGCAAAGCUUCGCUGAAGGUGUUGUGAGCGUGCUGCUGCGUGAUCUUGUGCAAACACUGCACGGUCGCAGAGCCAGUCUUCUGGAAGGCAUCAACGGUGUCAAGAUGUUGGUGGCAGGUAUGCUGCUGGGAUCUCUUUACACUGUCGUUGACGCGCCACAACAGGGUGUGCAGGGCCUUGUGCUGAAGGUCUUGCGCCGGCUCAGCUCAAACGACAUCUGGUGGCAGGCGCUGCUUCGAUAUGGACCUGCCCCACCACGCUCGCCCAAGGAGGAGGAGCAGUCACAGAUGAAGAAACGCAACCGACGCAGGGCCAAGACGGUCGCUUUCACGGCGCCCAACCUGAAGCCCCCACCGCCCAUCCCAUCCCCUCCCAUCUCGCGUUGCCCCUCUGUCACCCGCCACCGCACGCUGCUGCCGCACGUUCAGAAGACGCGGUCUGUUGACGACGACUCGCCAUUCAGCACACCGGGCACAUCUCCACUCCGCACCGCCCUCUCCUCCACUGCCAACAGCCCUAGCCCGCACAGGCGCCAUUUGCACGACAGCCACGGCAAUCUGAGUGCAAACGGGAGCCCGACACAUGUCAGCACGCCCACGUCGCCAACCACGCUCCGUGCACCGCUGCGCCACUGCUUCAGCCAGGAAGAGAGACGUGGCAGCGAAGAUCACGAUUGGCGUGAGCGCUAUCACGGUGACAGCGACAGCAGCAAGGGUGAGUCUCCACACGCCCGCAUCCAUUCCCAUCAUCCCCAGCAGCACCACCAGCAGCAGCCGGGUGGGAGGGCCAAAGCUGUGAAGCAACGCCGGCGCAGCAGCAACCUGGUGCACGAGCAGCGUGCGCGUGAUCGUGAGACACACGACGCACGCGACACGUACGGCACACAUGGCACACGUGACGCGCCUGCAACACCGCGACGCACGCGUGCCAGCUGCAGCAACAUCCACAUGAACAUGGCUCGCCUUGGUGUUGCUGAUGCACCCGAGCCGAUGGGGACAGCACGCCCCGAUGUCGAGCGCACGGGCGUGUUCCGGACAUUGCACGGGGAUGUGCGGAUUGUUUAUCCGGAAUGGACCGAACAGGAAGCGGCGGCGCGCGCACACCAGCACAGUGAUGAUAAUGAAGAUGAGUUUGACUGGUUCUUCCACGCAACCGCGGACGCCCCCACCUUCCGUCGCAGAUCAUGCUGCUUUUGACAACCGUUGUGUGUUGUGUUCUGUUGAGUUGCGUUGUGUUUUGUGUGUAUGUGUGCGUGCGUGUCUGUCUGUCUGUCUGCCUGUGCAUGUGUGUGUCUAUUUGUCAGUCUGUCUGCCUGUGCAUGUGUCUGUGCUAGCGACACGUGGUUGUUUCUUUCUAUCCGAUGUGACGGUGCAUGUUGCACACGUAUGUCAUUUCAACGCUGCCCUAUUGCGUAUUUCCUAUUCAGUAUCACCAGCUCUUCCUUCAACUAACUCCCCACCAGACAUCAUCACAAGUCAGUGAGUGCCCUGCUUUCGCUUCCACUGCUGUUUGUUUCGUGUACAACUGUCUACUUGUCAAUACAACCCCAGACAGCCCUGUGAGGUCAUGUGUCGCAGAGGAUGAUGAAAGAACGC
Messenger RNA from Salpingoeca rosetta, 2226 nucleotides. RefSeq lists its product as uncharacterized. The record is from RefSeq and is a predicted model, not a curated record. The coding region runs from base 361 to 1827 and encodes 488 amino acids. The transcript is spliced from 6 exons. NCBI's taxonomy places the organism in Eukaryota, Choanoflagellata, Craspedida, Salpingoecidae.